Messenger RNA from Sphaerodactylus townsendi, 952 nucleotides. Its product is annotated as protein angel homolog 2-like. The transcript is spliced from 4 exons. The coding region runs from base 101 to 712 and encodes 203 amino acids. NCBI's taxonomy places the organism in Eukaryota, Metazoa, Chordata, Lepidosauria, Squamata, Sphaerodactylidae. The record is from RefSeq and is a predicted model, not a curated record.
UUCAGGCAAAACUUUAGGAACAAAAGCUACCAGACCACAGCCAUGCAGCCUGGAAAACCCACAACAGCCAGUUGCUCCUGGCUGUGAAAGUCUUCAACAAAUGGUGGCAGUGAAUAUUGAAUCCCUUCCAGAAAUGCAUGCAUUUCUUGGUGGUUGUUUUUUGUUUAAGGUGUCUGGACAGGAACAGUCUCCUACGGGUAAAAGGAUACUCUCUAUUCCCAUUUGGCCUCAAAGCCUUGGCAUCUCUCAGGACUGCAUGUAUGAGGAGCAACAAAAGCAGCUAGCAAAAGAAAGAGAGAGAGGAGAGGCCAAAGAAAAUACAUUAGAGGCUUCAGAAGAGAUCGUAAUAGUAUCACAAAGGUUACCUACAGAUUUACACCAUAGUUUUCAGUUGUCUUCAGCCUACUCUCAUUAUUUGCCUGAUAGUGAUGUCCCAGUAGUAACAACUUGCCAUUCAAAAGGAGCGGUCACUGUGGAUUACAUCUUCUAUUCUGAAGCAAGGGACAACAUGGCUGACCAGUCAGAAAAAGGAAGAAAAAGGAUGGUUAUGUCCAUAGCAAAAAAAGAAAAAGGGCCAUUUCAUGGAGAAUAUGGCAAAAUGCUAACAGGGGACAGAGAAAAGGCAGAACUACACCACAUCUUCUUUGCCUCAAUCUUCUGUCAAAAGGAAAACAGUAAUCAACCAAAAGAAAUGAAACAGAAGAUGCAGUAGGAGAAAUUCAUCAGCAUGGAACCAAUAAAGAAGGUAGUACAGGAAUACCUGGCUUUUAAUGAAUUCAAAUCUCCAGGGCCUGAUGAACUACAUCACAUAGUAUUAAAAGAACUGGCAGAAGUAAUCUCAGAAUCACUUGCAAGAAUUCCUGAAGAACAAGGAACAGUCUCAGCAGACUGGAGGAGCGCUAAUGUUGUCCUCAUCUUCAAAAAGGGGAAAAAAGAGGACCCAAAAAUUACU